AUGAGUGUCAGAGUCUUCGUAGAGUCGUUCCGGAAGGAUGAGGAAGACAAUGUGUUCUAUCUUGCUCGAGGAACUAGUCGUGGAACUGGCCAUUCUCCGUGGGACGAAGAAGAAGAAGAAGAAGUCGUUGUGUGCUCCACGGGAUCUUUCUGCAAUCCAACAGCUGAGCGGGACACAACGUAUUUCGUGGCUCAAGAAAUACGCAGCGAAAUACAUAGGAAGAUGAGCUCCAAUGCUGAAAGUGCAGAGCAACUCGAAAUGGAGCCCGACGAAGAGGUGUCUUAUGACUGGCAAGGCCUCCGAGAAUACAUCAUGGAAGUUAUCAUGCCCAUCUGCUCGUGCGGCGUGGCCACUGGGAUCGCCGUGGGAGCCGUUCUCACGAGCUUGUUCCUGAACUUUGUGAUGUCACCAAAGACGAUCAAGGAGUUGAUUGGACUCAAGCCAACGACAACCACACCACGGACGUACUUCGCGUACCCUCCUCCCGCGAACGUAUGCUUCACAGGGAGUUGCAGUAUGAUGUCUAAUUUACUGCAGAGCAUGCUGAGUGAGCACGUAGAACCGUGUGACGACUUCUACGAGUACGUAUGUGGCCGGUAUGCCACCCCCGAAGGAAGAAUGCACAAGACUUUGGAAAUGGAUGUGAAGCAGGCUGCGCGGGAAUGGGCAGAGGCCAUCGUGGUGCCAAAGACAGGACAAACGGCUGAGCAGAAAUCGGUGGCUCUACUGCGAGCUUGCAAGGCUACGCGUACGAACAACGUCAAAAACCCAGCGGACCUGCUAGGGUUUAUGGCGCACCAACAGAUGUCCUUCAGUGGUUCAGAUACUACUCACGACGGCUUGGAUCGCCUCUUCGGGUUGUCCUUGCACUACGGCUUGCACGUCCUUUUUCAGGCUUUGGUACCAUCUACAGGGGAUUUAACACCUUCUGGACAACGGGUGCUGCGUUUGCAUUGGAACGCGGAGUACGAGUCCUGGAUAAAUCGCGGUCCCAAAGUAGAUGUCCACUACUACAACAAACGGCUGUCUGCGUUUGGUGUAGAUACUUCAAUGCAGCAGGCUAUAAAGGGAAGUGAAACCACCGUUGGCAACGCCAUGCGCAGUGUUGCUGCAGAGUCCGAGCAAGAGGUUCCGAAAGCGAUCAAAGAUAUAGAUCCCGGUGCAAGGGGAGAGGGUCCCUGGCUUCCUAUUAUCAGGAAGUAUGCGUCGCCACAAUAUACAGCGGAAGACCAGGUCUGGACGACAGAGAAACUGCGAAGCUUUUUGAAAACAGUCUUAGCAGGAUUACGAAACGACGAGAUCAAUCUCUUGGCCAAUUGGGAACUCAUUCGUCAGUUUGGUCCCUACGUCAGCAACGAGCUUAGCGACGACUACGACGAUUCCACCUACUACACCCGCUGUGAUAAAAUGUUGGACGAAGUUGCCUCCAUGAGCUUCUACCACAUACAUGGCAUUGUCAAUCCUGUCGCGCUGCGAUCGGUGGGAUCCCUAGCAUCUAACGUCCAAAACGGCCUUUUGGCGUGGAUUUCGACAUCAACACUUGUUGACAAGCAAGCUUCAUUAGACGACGUGGCGCAAGUGAACUUUGUGCUUGGCUUCCCAGAAGGUCUCCAAACGAAACGUGACCUGGAAAUGUCUUGGUCGGUCGUGCCUGAUAUUGGCGAAAAUUUUCUUGGUGCAUGGCUUCGUAAGCGCAAGUCUUGGAUAACAUGGAAGCUGAACCAUCCCGGAAUUUUCCUGUUUCCGCUCUUUGGAAAGGAACUUCCAUUCAAUAAGAAAUCCCACGUUGUCGGUGUGCCAGCGACGGUGCUUCAUAACUUCCUGUUUCGCGAGGACAUGCUGGCUGCAGUGAACUACGCUAGCCUGGGACACCUUAUAGCCACUGCUCUGAUUGAGGGUUUCGUGACUUUCAAACCCAGCAACACACCCUGUAAACAGAGAAGUAGGUUGCUGGGACUGCACAUCGCCCACAAAGCCUACCUGCAGAAUUCCGCGGAGCAGGCAAUCCGCUUGCCGGUGUUGAGGCUGUCAUCCGGAAAACUGUUCUUCGUGUCAGCUUGUCUGAAGACGUGUGCCUCGCGCGGCGUAGACGGCGCGGAGGAGAGCGCAGACUGUCAUGACCUCGUCGAAAAUAUGCAAUCUUUCGCCGAAACUUUUGAAUGUGUGCCCAAUAGUAACAUGAAUCCUAGCAAGAAAUGCGACCUGUCACGACGACUCGGAUAAUAAGUUGCAUGCUCAAGUGACGUGCAUAUUGGUGUGCGUAUGAUUUUACGCAAAGGUGUGUUGAACAUCUCGGACAUAUUAUAUAAAUUCGACUUGUC
Molecule: messenger RNA, 2321 nt
Organism: Ornithodoros turicata
Lineage: Eukaryota; Metazoa; Arthropoda; Arachnida; Ixodida; Argasidae
Exons: 5
Coding region: 1-2223 (740 amino acids)
Biological process (GO): protein processing
Cellular component (GO): plasma membrane
Molecular function (GO): metalloendopeptidase activity
Source: RefSeq, a predicted model, not a curated record